Trichobilharzia szidati is the source of this 153-nucleotide messenger RNA. NCBI's taxonomy places the organism in Eukaryota, Metazoa, Platyhelminthes, Trematoda, Strigeidida, Schistosomatidae. The record is from the annotation of a GenBank genome assembly.
UAAAGUCGAAUGUAACACUAUGGCAGAUUCAAAGUUACGACUGUUUACUUUUGUACGCAGACACCUGGUUAAUAAACUAGAAUUGCACAAACUUCGACAAUUGCAACAUCUUGUUUCUUUGUCUACUUAUUUAAUAUUUUCCAGAAACAGAAA